This is a messenger RNA of Meleagris gallopavo (turkey), 1466 nucleotides long. The record is from RefSeq and is a predicted model, not a curated record. NCBI's taxonomy places the organism in Eukaryota, Metazoa, Chordata, Aves, Galliformes, Phasianidae.
GGGACCACGGGAUCAGUUUUUCUCCCUUUCUCCACAUAUCAGACGUCAGAGGAGGAUGAUAGUUCUGUAGCCCCACACUCAAGGACAUCUGAAAGCAGCAGAAUUUCUAAAUCUACCUUGUCAAUAACAGAGUUCAUGCUAGAUGGAAUAGCAGAACCUGGCUCUCUCCAAGACACGGCUGUUAGCUCACCUGAUGUACAGGUGAGGCAAGAGGAGAUAAAAGAACAACUGACAGAAGAAGACUUAGACAAGAGAGUGGAUAUUUAUCUCACAGAGACAGAAAAUCUCUGGAUGUUGGACUUGCCACCUGUUGUGGUGUCUGUAGAAUCAGAAGACGCUGCAAGAGUUCUGGAGCGUAAUAAGAUUUAUGUUGACAUUUGCAAAAACAGACCUGGUAACGAUCGCUUUGUAGAGAAAAUGAUGCAAACCAUUAAUGGAGCUGCAAAGAACAAGAAAGUACAAUGUGACAAAAUCAUCAUGGAAGAUAAAGGGAUAGUGGUCACUACCUGGGACUUGUACGAUUCUUUUAACACAUCACAAGUAGAACCUACCUCAAAAGCAGAAGGCAGCAGAGCCCCAGCUGAGAAGAGGAGCACCUCUGCUAUGACUAAAGACCAGGCUGCACCUGCAGCUGCUGAGAAAGGCAGCGUAACUCCUACGACCAUUUUGGAAAGUGCUGGUCUUGCCAGAGUCCAGGAGGAGGAGAAAUGCCACACAGAAGCUAUGUUAAGAUCAGAAAACUUCCAGCAGGAUUUGUUUUUCAUGGAGAGGAUUCUGAUGGAGAAUAUUUUUCAACACAAACUCGCAGCUUACCGACAGUUUCCUGUCCUUAUAGGUUAGUUUCUUACCAGCAACCCCGAGUUCAUCACAAGGCUUUAUAAACUCUUGAGAAUCAAGGAGAUAUAUCUCUCAUUGGAGGUCUUCACAGAUGACCUGCCAUUUAAGAAAUAGACAAAAAGAGUUUAUGAGACGUUAGCCUGAAUGGAGCAGCUUUAUACUCUCUGUAACAGGCAUCCCUACAACAAUUGGCAGAAGAACUGAAUUCAUGAAUUCUGAGCUGGCUCAUUUCCCUUAUUGCAGCUAACUGAGACCUACUCAAAAUAUCGAUCAGAAUUGUUUCCUGGCAGCUAAGAUACAGAUCAAGUCAGCUCUUUCUCCAAGCAUUUUUUUGCAUUGUAAUGCCUUGUUAUUAUUUUUAAAGUAAUCAACCUGGACAAAAAGUAAACAGAAGAUUUAGCCUGUUAGAUGUCCAACAAAGUGCAUCACUGAAGUCUGUAAGAGGCAUUACCUGGGCUCAAGAGCUAAGUAGUACUGUACCUUUUACAGGAGUUUCAAUGUAUACAUAAACUAUCUGAAGAAAUCAGACUGCUUUUACUGUUUCAUAACUUUGGCAUAGACAGUUGUGAAAGAACUUGAAAUGUCAUGAACAUAACUGGUAUCUUCUCUGUCCCUAUUGCCAUCUUUUA